CGCCGUGUCACGGGGCAGGGUCAUCCUAAGGGCACGCGGCGUGACCUCUGGCUGUGUACUCCGUUUCUGUUCCCAGGCGGCGCAGACACCCCUUUUAGGUGGACCCAGGUUUAGGCUGGGACUGAAGCCGUAAUACUGCCACCCCCAAGAAGAUGAGGUGUCUACUUCCCAUUUGAACAAGAGCGGACGCCAAAGGAAAACAGAGGCGCUCACAAGAAGGAAGGACGGAAGGAAGGAAGGAAGGAAGGAAGGAAGGAAGGAAGGAAGGAAGGAAGGAAGGAAAAGAAGGCCUCUCCCAUUAAGGAUGACACUAAACACCCAACAGGAAGCAAAGACUCCCCUGCGCAGGAGGGCUAGCACUCCGCUACCCCUGUCAUCCAGGGGCAACCAGCCUGGCCGCCUGUGCACAGCAGCCCCUCAAUCCCAACAUCCCCGGCUGGGCCAGUCAGUGUCCCUCAACCCUCCCAGCCGAAAACCUUCUCCUGCCCCCGAUGGCUGGUCGUCUGAAUCCAGCGACUCUGAAGGCUCCUGGGAGGCCCUGUACCGUGUGGUGCUGCUCGGAGAUCCAGGCGUGGGGAAGACCAGCCUGGCCAGCCUUUUCGCAGGGAAGCAAGAGAGGGACCUCCAUGAACAGCUUGGAGAUGUAUAUGAGAGAACCCUCACAGUGGACGGAGAGGACACCACACUGGUGGUCAUGGACACCUGGGAGGCAGAGAAACUGGGUGGGAGCUGGAGCCAGGAGUCAUGCCUGCAGGUGGGCAGCGCCUACGUCAUCGUGUACUCCAUCGCAGACCGAGGCAGCUUCGAGAGCGCCUCAGAGCUCCGCAUCCAGCUGCGCCGCACACAUCGUGCGGACCACGUGCCCAUCAUCCUUGUGGGCAACAAGGCAGACCUGGCCCGCUGCAGGGAAGUUUCUGUGGAAGAGGGCCGCGCCUGCGCCGUGGUGUUCGACUGCAAAUUCAUCGAGACUUCAGCCACUCUGCAGCACAACGUGGCCGAGCUCUUCGAGGGCGUGGUGCGCCAACUGCGCUUGCGCCGCCGGGACAGUGCG
Dipodomys ordii (Ord's kangaroo rat) is the source of this 1051-nucleotide messenger RNA. It is a transcript of the gene Rem1, whose product is annotated as RAS (RAD and GEM)-like GTP-binding 1. The record is from RefSeq and is a predicted model, not a curated record. Gene Ontology annotation, cellular component: plasma membrane. NCBI's taxonomy places the organism in Eukaryota, Metazoa, Chordata, Mammalia, Rodentia, Heteromyidae. The transcript has 4 exons. The annotation marks the transcript as partial. Gene Ontology annotation, molecular function: calcium channel regulator activity; GTPase activity; GTP binding.